Molecule: messenger RNA, 2847 nt
Organism: Centropristis striata (black sea bass)
Lineage: Eukaryota; Metazoa; Chordata; Actinopteri; Perciformes; Serranidae
Gene: elp3
Product: elongator acetyltransferase complex subunit 3
Exons: 15
Coding region: 136-1797 (553 amino acids)
Biological process (GO): tRNA wobble base 5-methoxycarbonylmethyl-2-thiouridinylation
Cellular component (GO): elongator holoenzyme complex; nucleus; cytoplasm
Molecular function (GO): iron-sulfur cluster binding; acyltransferase activity, transferring groups other than amino-acyl groups
Source: RefSeq, a predicted model, not a curated record
UACGACAGAAGUCGUCUCUUGACGCAACGUGGGGUUGUUUACUAUUUCUGACAGCCCUCCCGGCUUAAAAACAGAUGUAAUACUGCAAAUCAGCGCCCACCCGUUGGAAUUUGGACUUUGUGCCUAAAGAAAGACAUGGGGAAGCCAAAGAAAAAGAGUGAUCUCAGCCGAGCUGAGCUGAUGAUGAUGACCAUCGCUGAUGUCAUCAAGCAGCUGGUUGAAGCCCAUGAAGAGGGCAAAGACAUCAAUCUCAAUAAGGUGAAGACUAAGACUUCAGCUAAAUAUGGACUUGAAGCUCAGCCUCGAUUGGUAGACAUCAUCGCUGCUGUUCCACCACAGUACCGCCGUGCUCUGGUGCCCAAGCUAAAGGCCAAACCCAUCCGCACUGCCAGUGGGAUUGCAGUGGUGGCUGUGAUGUGCAAACCACAUCGAUGUCCACACAUCAGCUUCACAGGCAAUAUCUGUGUCUACUGUCCUGGUGGACCAGACUCAGACUUUGAGUACUCCACACAGUCUUACACCGGCUAUGAGCCAACAUCUAUGAGAGCAAUCCGAGCACGUUAUGACCCCUACCUUCAGACCAGACAUCGGGUGGAGCAGCUGAAGCAGCUGGGUCACAGCGUGGACAAGGUGGAGUUCAUCGUGAUGGGUGGGACCUUCAUGGCUCUGGCUGAGGAGUACAGAGACUACUUCAUCAGGAACCUCCAUGACGCCUUGUCAGGACACACCUCCAACAAUGUGGCAGAGGCCGUCAGGUACUCGGAGCGCAGUAACACCAAGUGUGUGGGAAUCACCAUUGAGACGCGGCCUGAUUACUGCCUGAAGCGACACCUCAGUGACAUGCUGAGCUACGGCUGCACCCGCCUGGAGAUAGGAGUGCAGAGUGUGUAUGAAGACGUGGCCCGAGACACCAACAGAGGCCACACGGUGCGAGCUGUAUGCGAGUCCUUCCACCUUUCAAAGGACGCCGGCUUCAAAGUUGUCGCCCACAUGAUGCCAGAUCUGCCUAAUGUGGGGAUGGAGAGGGAUGUGGAGCAGUUUAUAGAGUUUUUUGAGAAUCCAGCAUUCAGGCCUGAUGGUUUGAAGCUGUACCCAACACUGGUGAUCCGAGGUACUGGUCUAUACGAGCUGUGGAAGACGGGCCGGUAUAAGAGCUACACACCCAGUGCCCUGGUCGACCUGGUGGCCCGAAUCCUGGCGCUGGUGCCGCCCUGGACACGAGUCUACAGAGUGCAGAGGGACAUCCCCAUGCCACUGGUGAGCUCCGGAGUGGAGCACGGCAACCUGAGAGAGUUGGCCCUGGCCAGGAUGAAAGACAUGGGCACUGAGUGUCGAGACGUGAGAACACGAGAGGUGGGCAUUCAGGAGAUCCACCACAAAGUCAGACCUUAUCAGGUGGAGCUGGUGCGGAGGGACUAUGUGGCUAACGGUGGCUGGGAGACUUUCCUCUCCUACGAGGAUCCGAAGCAGGACAUCCUGAUUGGCCUGCUGCGUCUGCGUCGCUGCUCCCCGCAGUCCUUCCGCCCGGAGCUGAAAGGAGGCGUGUCCAUCGUCCGCGAGCUGCACGUUUACGGCAGCGUGGUCCCCGUCAGCAGCCGAGACCCCAGCAAGUUCCAGCACCAGGGUUUUGGAAUGAUGCUGAUGGAGGAGGCAGAGAGAAUUGCCAGAGAAGAACAUGGCUCCAGCAAAUUGGCUGUUAUCUCAGGUGUAGGAACAAGGAACUACUACAGGAAGAUGGGCUAUGAGUUGGAGGGACCGUACAUGGUGAAGGACCUCUAUGGACCUGGAAUGGACUGAACCUGGACAAUGUUUUUAUCUGGACAGUGGCUACAGACGCACAAACAUCCACACACACAUUAUUGUAUUUAUCAAACAAUAUUCACGGGACAUGAUUGCUGCAGUAUGUUUAGUGAAACUGUUUCUGUUUUCUUAGCAUCGGAGGAGAUAAUGCUUGUUUUUUUUAAUGCUAGUCCCUGCUUUUUAUCAGGUGCACAGCAGGAAAUGCUGCUGCAUCUCCUCCAAUGUGUUAAGAUAAGGACAAAGCGAGAGACUGAGUAAGGAAUAAAGUCAACUUAUUUGGGAUGGAGCCAAACGAGGCUCAGAGUUCAAUUUAAGAUGUAAACAUUUUUUUAUUGCUGCAGUAAAUAAAGGUAGAGAAAAAAUACAGGCCAACAAUCUGUUUUUUUCCGAUACGUUAUGACAAGAUAAUUAAUGUAUCUAAAAAAAACAACCAAAAGAUUGUUUCCGUUUAUUACUUAUAAUUUUUCAAUGCAUUUAAUGUUGGCUGCUAUGACCCAACAGCCCAGAUCAGCUGACAGACUUGGUGAAAUUAGCGGAAGGAUACACGUGAUAAUGUCUGGUUUUAAAAUGAAUGUGCAGUUUAGAGAUUUUCCAAUGUCCCAUAUUUGUAUCUUGAAAUAUCUACAUUUCUGAAUACUUGAGGGGCUAUAAAGACACAUUGCUGCAUAAUUCCUGACAGUGACACCCAUAAUGGAAGAAGUCAAAAAUUGUUACUCUAUUUAAUUUAUGUGUGUUAAGUGUUACAAGCAAUAUGUUUUCCACUUUGUGUGAAUAUUAUCCAUUUAAUUUGAUUUCCUUAUGUAUUUUGUAUAUACCCUUGUUAACACUUUAUUUUGAAACCAGAUGUAUUCUUCAGCUAAUUUAGUCACUGUCUGCAAUAGAUUUGAACCAAAUAUACAAAGUAAUAAAAGGAAUAACUCCAGAUAACAAAGCUAAUUUUUUUCCAAGAUAACAAGUUAAUUUUUUGGCAUUAAAAAACAAAAAAAACAAGCAUGGCUAUUCUCUGCUUCUGUACCUUUCUGGUGCUACAAUAGCGGGAAUUCACAA